Messenger RNA from Planococcus citri (citrus mealybug), 4672 nucleotides. Its product is annotated as nucleolar protein dao-5-like. Gene Ontology annotation, biological process: regulation of RNA splicing. Gene Ontology annotation, cellular component: nucleus; cytoplasm. Lineage: Eukaryota; Metazoa; Arthropoda; Insecta; Hemiptera; Pseudococcidae. Gene Ontology annotation, molecular function: protein binding. The record is from RefSeq and is a predicted model, not a curated record. The transcript has 8 exons. Bases 674 to 3535 code for a protein of 953 amino acids.
UUACUUCGGCGAUGGUCGAGUGAACCUUUUUUAAAAACUUGAAACUACUUCUCUUUUGGAACGUACGGUAAACAGUUCUAUCCUCUCGUGUUGAGCUUCUACCGCUGCGGCUCUACGGUGUACGGUUUUGCUACCUGUUUAGAUCGCGCGCAUACGAACAGGUGUCGGUGUCGCGGUUCUGUUUGAAUCACAUUGUUUACAUCCUUUUAAACGUAACGUUCUUAUCAACUGUGUAUUCGCCUCGGUUUAGUUCGUCGCCAAGUUUUUUAUCUCAAAUUUUGAGUUAUUUACGCGCUAUUUUAAUUAGUGAAGUUCAGUUUUGUGGUGAAUUUUCAUUCUGCAUCGUAAGCUGAAAAAAUAACAAACGUAAUUCGUAUUUCAAUGUCGAUCGUUCGAUAUCGAUGCAAUGUUCCAGUAUCGCAUGAACCAAGAUUCCAUUCCAAGUUGAGUCAAUCGUGUAAUGCUGUCUGGCUGUAAAUUUUGAAAAAUUUGAUAUUCGAGUCGCACCUUUUCGUCAUUUUACUCCCAAGUGCUGAUGUUUCGCGUACCAGUGAAUAUUGUUUUCGCAGCGUCGCGUUUCUAGCCAAGAUCGAGGAGUGAAAAAUAGCGAAUUUCUUAGUGCUUUUUUCGUGUUUUUACGUGCCGAUAAAAACGAGUUUUUGCAUCGUAUACAAUGGCUAGCGACGAAGAGAAACUGAACCCGGCGACUACUCUGAAAUGCGAGGAAUCCGCUCCGGGCAUUUUCUUGCCAGUUUUUCUCACUUUGGUGGUAGUCGUAGCGGCCAUGCUAAUAGUCUACUUUUUCUGGAAAUAUUACUGGAGGAUAAGACACGGAAAACACCUGGUGUUAGUUACCGACGUUGAAAAAGCUGAACCAGACUUUGCUUUCGAUAAUCCAGGUUUCCGAGAAGGAACGCCGGUCAUACAAGCGAAAAAAUUAUCAGCUGAAAUCAAGGAGAAAGCUGAGGCGAAAGAAAAUUCCCAGAAAUUGAGUAACGGCCAUAAACCACAGUCCUUGGAAGAUGGUGCUUUAAAUAAGGCUGGCACCAGCAGCGAUCAAAAAACCAAUGUAAUUCCAUUAAAAAGCAAAGAUUUCACCGGACUAGGUUUCGAUAUCUGUGGUAACAUGAGGGAUGGCAUUUAUGUGAAAGAUUUACUCCAUCGUGGACCAGCUUCGGAAACAGGAAUGAUCAAACAAGGCGACCGAAUAUCCGCUAUUCGUAUCAAUUUUAGUCACAUGGUGUACGAAGAUGCAAAGGCCAUAUUAAGCUACGCGUCUCCUUACGAAGUUGAAAUCGAAGUUGAAGAUAGUUCAAUGACUGCGAACGCCGAUGCCAAAAGGAGUAGUCCGAAUUCCACGCAUUCGUUUUACAGAAGUCAGUCGUUUUCGACCGCGCAGCAGAUUCAAAAAAUAGUCCCGCGCAAACUGAACUUCAAUUCAAUCGACAAGAAACCAGAACCUGCAGUCGAAAGUAAACCAGCCAUUCUGGAAGUAUCGGAAAUCUCGGAUAAAAUGUUCAAAUACGGCGUCAAAGUGCUGCCCGAUAUCAAAACCAAAGUAAAUUUGGAAAAUUCGACAUCAUCGCCGUCUGUAACCAGCAGCGAAAUACAACGAAACGCGAACUCGACCGUCAUCGAUAUUCAAAGCGAUUCUGGUAUCGAUACGAAAACACCUACGUUGAGUUUCGACGAAGUAGAUUUAUCACCUCCUGUGUUAUCUCACCAUCAGCCAGAAAAACCACCCACCGGUAACUCGCUCACGUCCACCUUCAAAGACAACAACAUGAAAACCAAGCUGGUCAAAGGUAUACAAAACCUAAAGGAGAAAUUAAACAACCACAUACAAAAGUCUAGCGAAAAAAUCUCCUCCAAAGAUUCCGAAAUGCAAAAGGUCGAGAAGAAGGCGGACGAAAUGCAGCCUGCGUCAUCGCCGAAAACCACCAGCGUGAGUACCACGGUAGAAAUCGUCGAUGAUUUUAAACCUCAAGAAGAUAUAAAUCUACGUCUUCGAUCAUCCAGCGUUAGUUCGAACGAAGACGCUGCGAAGAAGUCGAAAAGGAAAGCACCCCCGCCACCGGUGGCUUUAGCCGAUGUCGAAUUCAAUUUAUUGAAUGAGAUCGAGAACGAGGUGAAUAAAAACAACAAUUACGAUUGCAAAGACAGCGAUUCGGAAGCCGAACCUGAUAUAAAUACCAUCGAAUUGAAUUCGUCGCAUAUUACCGUACAUCACAUUCCAGAAGAAUCGAGUAGAAAAGCAGCCUCUUUGGGGGAUUUGUCUAAAAUAACCGAUACCGAUUCUCCUGUUCCGCUGGAACGUGCAGUUUCACUCGAGCUUACCGAGCACACGCCUCGUGGCAGUAAAAAACGCAAAGCUCCUUUACCGCCCGAAGAAGACCUUAGUAGCGAGGAUGUUUUUCUUAAAGAUUCCAAAUCAGAUAUUGGGAUGACAAAGUUGAAAAAAUCGUCUCUAUUUGGCACGUUGGAGGAGGCUGUGAAGACGAAGAACGGAGAAGAUAAUUGCAGCAUAUCUUCCGAUACGAACGAUAACCUAUUGACGUCUUCGACUCCGAUGAAAUUACCAGACGAUGAUAAUAAAUUCUUAUCGAUCGAUUCGCACUGCAGCAAUAUAAGUUGGGAAUUGAAUUUCGAUCUGCAAGACGAAUCCAUCAAAGAUAGCGUGUUCGCAGAUAUCGACGAAAAAGUUCCUGAUCUUCCCACGUCACCGAUGCCCAACCUACCAACUUACGUGACCGAAAUCAAAGUAUCGAAUGGCGGCGACGACGAAGAUUUGAGCAAAGUCAACAUCAGCGACCUAACUUUAUUCGUCACCGCUGCGGAAAUAUCGUCGGGAAACGACAAAAUCAACGGCGACGAGUCGACGAACGACGAUUCCAAAACUUUAGAAUUCAUCGAGAGUAAGACUAUCAGCAAUGAUACCAAUCAUUCUGCUUCGACGAUGAUCAACGAUACGUCACCGGUCAGCUCACCCGAGAACUCGACCAAUGACUACGAAAACGAAGACUCGACCAAGGACGAUUCUUCCAUAGAUACGGUUAAGGAGAUGACGUACACGAACGGCGUCAGCGAAGACCACGGUAGUCCAAAAGAGACCUCGAUCGAGUUGAAAAAUUCCACUCAGAAAAAUUAUUCGAAAUUUUCCAAAGAAAACAUGUCCGACGAACAAAUCCUAGCGUUGAAUUCGAAUUCCACGUCGAAUUCGACGCCGAAUUUGAAAUACAGUAAAAUCAAAUCGCCCAGUUCGACCAACAAAAUACCAAAAUUAAGUCAGUCAGUGUCGCCGGUCAAAGCAGCCGGUUCCAGGAUACCGAUACGUGCCAACACCGAACCUUCGUUAAAAGUAUCUUUAAUAAAUAAAGACGAUAUUGUCGUACCAAAACCGAGAAAAUAUAAAUUAUCCGAAGAUGGUUUAGAAAAUGGUAAACCGGCAACUUUCGCUUCGUCCAAUCAUUUGCCUUCUCCUACACAUAAAACCGCUGUACUAUCGGAAACUCGUCAUAACGGACCGAAUCGCUAAUGCCCUAUCCAGUCAACGUUCAACGUAUAAAUUUAUUACUUGUAAUUUAUUGUCUAAGUGUGAUAUAAAAAACCAACAUUGGCUGGUUGGUUGGCAAAACACUGUUCAAGUUCGAGAACCAUUUUAAUGGGUAAAAUUUGUACGAGCAGGUUCGAUUUGGAUUUACAUAAAUGUUGGGUAGGGGUAUCCAGACAAGAGCAGAUACCUAUAGUUUGUAAACGUUGAUGCGUGUUUUAUCGAAAAAAAUAUGUAAUAUGGAGUAUUACCUUACGUCAUAAUGACGUUAAUUGUUUCAUCUACGUAUCAUCGUACCUAUAUUACGUACGUAUGUUUUUCUGUAAACGUUCGAGUUUGACGAUGAAGAUUUCACUGGAGAGAAAUGACUGAAAAAUAUUAAGAUGUUUAUUUAAAAAAAAAACCUCUAGCUACGUUUUAUCAUUUUGAUAUUUGACGUUGCGAAGUACCAUUACCUUAUACUAUACGUUAUAAGAAGUAAAAAGCUAUAUUAGAAGAGAGAUAAAUUUCAAGAUGAUCUAAUAACACGAGGGAAUUUCGAGUCGUAAUUUUUUUAAAGUAUUGCAUACCUACUUGAAUGAUGUAAAAAGAACUUUUUUCACUAAAACGAUGUUUUUUUUGUGGCAUAGUUUACCUUGUACCUGAUGAUGAUGAUAAUGAUGUACGUAUUUAUACGUACAUUACAUAAUAUUCUAUGUCCUGUAAAUUUUAUUUUACGUCAAUUUAUUUCAUUCCAUGUAACCGAAUGAAAAUGUUGAUGCAUUUUUAUGUACCUAGAGUAAAAAUGUUGUUGCAAAUAUUUUUUUUAUACCUAUUUAACUUAAUUUAAUUUCUUUCUUUUUUUUUGAUGAAAUAAAUCAAAUUAUUGUUUAGUUUUUCUAAAAAAAUUUCAUUCCUUGAUUAAACAUACCUACGUAAAAUCUAUCGAUUAGAAUUUAAUUGAUGAGUAGAUAUACUUAUUUUGUUUUUUCAUCUACAGAAUGAAAUUCACUAUGCGUAAGUUUAGCGAGUGAGAAUACGAGUAAAUUAUCAUCUAAAAAACGAAAUUUUGUUGAUCCAUGUGUUGUGUAAUGUGUACGAUAAAUGUUUUGUAAUUGUUGAAUAAAAUAGUGCCAUAUUGAA